Molecule: messenger RNA, 1365 nt
Organism: Peromyscus eremicus (cactus mouse)
Lineage: Eukaryota; Metazoa; Chordata; Mammalia; Rodentia; Cricetidae
Product: homeobox protein Mix.2-like
Exons: 4
Biological process (GO): regulation of DNA-templated transcription
Molecular function (GO): DNA-binding transcription factor activity, RNA polymerase II-specific; DNA binding
Source: RefSeq, a predicted model, not a curated record
CGCCAAAGGACUGUUUGGAAAGCCGGGCAGCAGGACGCCCUGCUGGCAGCUUUCGCGGAGAACCCUUACCCAAGUUUCAGGGCCAGGCAGGACCUGGCCAGGGAACUGGGGCUGCCUGAGUCCCGCAUCCGCGUGUGGUUCCAGAACCGCCGAAAUCGCACCAGGGAGGGGCGGGGCCUCCAAGGCCCCGAGGGGUCGGCGGGACCAAGCGGGCUAGCGUCCCCUCAGCAACGACCCAAAGGGCCUGGUGCCAGGGCACGAGGUGGAAGAAGCAGACCCGCAGAGCGACGCACCAGGCGUCGCACUCGACUCAGCCCGGCACAGUUGAGGAUCCUGCUCCAGGCAUAUGAGGACGAAGCAAGCCCGAAAUAUGGUGCCAUGGUGAAGCUCGCCCAAGAGACCGGUUUGCCUGAGGACACCAUCUCCAUCUGGUUCCAAAACCGGAGACGCCAAAGGACUGUUUGGAAAGCCGGGCAGCAGGACGCCCUGCUGGCAGCUUUCGCGGAGAACCCUUACCCAAGUUUCAGGGCCAGGCAGGACCUGGCCAGGGAACUGGGGCUGCCUGAGUCCCGCAUCCGCGUGUGGUUCCAGAACCGCCGAAAUCGCACCAGGGAGGGGCGGGGCCUCCAAGGCCCCGAGGGGUCGGCGGGACCAAGCGGGCUAGCGUCCCCUCAGCAACGACCCAAAGGGCCUGGUGCCAGGGCACGAGGUGGAAGAAGCAGACCCGCAGAGCGACGCACCAGGCGUCGCACUCGACUCAGCCCGGCACAGUUGAGGAUCCUGCUCCAGGCAUAUGAGGACGAAGCAAGCCCGAAAUAUGGUGCCAUGGUGAAGCUCGCCCAAGAGACCGGUUUGCCUGAGGACACCAUCUCCAUCUGGUUCCAAAACCGGAGACGCCAAAGGACUGUUUGGAAAGCCGGGCAGCAGGACGCCCUGCUGGCAGCUUUCGCGGAGAACCCUUACCCAAGUUUCAGGGCCAGGCAGGACCUGGCCAGGGAACUGGGGCUGCCUGAGUCCCGCAUCCGCGUGUGGUUCCAGAACCGCCGAAAUCGCACCAGGGAGGGGCGGGGCCUCCAAGGCCCCGAGGGGUCGGCGGGACCAAGCGGGCUAGCGUCCCCUCAGCAACGACCCAAAGGGCCUGGUGCCAGGGCACGAGGUGGAAGAAGCAGACCCGCAGAGCGACGCACCAGGCGUCGCACUCGACUCAGCCCGGCACAGUUGAGGAUCCUGCUCCAGGCAUAUGAGGACGAAGCAAGCCCGAAAUAUGGUGCCAUGGUGAAGCUCGCCCAAGAGACCGGUUUGCCUGAGGACACCAUCUCCAUCUGGUUCCAAAACCGGAGAUUCCAGACAUCAGAGAUGUGCUAA